Eurytemora carolleeae is the source of this 3897-nucleotide messenger RNA. Its product is annotated as xanthine dehydrogenase. NCBI's taxonomy places the organism in Eukaryota, Metazoa, Arthropoda, Copepoda, Calanoida, Temoridae. Bases 11 to 3820 code for a protein of 1269 amino acids. Gene Ontology annotation, molecular function: iron ion binding; FAD binding; oxidoreductase activity. The transcript is spliced from 33 exons. The record is from RefSeq and is a predicted model, not a curated record.
AAAAGAAAAUAUGGGCAAUUCAGAGUCAAUAGCAACAAGAGUUACGGAAGGGAAGGUUCGGUUUACCGUGAACGGGAAGGUUUGUGAGGUCGGAUCUGAGACUCCUCCUGAAACUAAACUGGUUUCGUAUCUCCGGGAAACUCUGUUGUUGACCGGAACCAAGCUGAGCUGCGGAGAAGGAGGAUGUGGGACGUGUAUAGUGACGGUCAGCUAUCUCAACCCGGGAACAGGAAUGCCGGUCACUAGACCGGUCAACUCGUGCUUAACCAGAGUAUUGAGCUGUGAUGGUUGGGAGAUAUCUACUAUAGAGCAUCUUGGAAGCAAAAGAAAGGGUUUACAUCCUCUCCAGUCUACGUUGGCAGCGUUCAAUGGAACCCAAUGUGGAUUCUGUAGUCCUGGGAUGAUAAUGACUGUUAACAGUGUACUUCGAGAGAACGAGUCUCCGAGCAUGGAAACUCUGGAGAAAAGUAUUGAUGGAAACAUAUGUCGAUGCACUGGUUACAGACCUAUCCUGGAUGCAUUCAAAUCCUUUGCCGGUACUCCUGGGACCAGUUGUUCAGGAGACCCGGAUACUAAGGACAUUGUUCCAGAUAUAGAAGAUAUAGGUUGGGUUUGUCCUCAAAAGAAUAACUUCAACCCAUCUCCGGAUGAAGUUUACAUAGAGACCAGUUCUGGUCGCUGGUAUAGUCCUAACAACUUGGAGAACCUUCUCUCCGUCCUGAAACUGGUUCCGGAAGAGUAUUAUACCCUGGUAGCUGGGAGUACUGGACCCGGAGUAUACAAGGACGAUAAUUUUCUUGUCCAACAUUUUAUAGAUGUUUCUAAGAUUGUUGAACUUCGGUCUCAUGCAGAGUCUCCGCUAGAGCUCGGCGGAGGGAUAACAAUACACGAUUCUAUAUCUAUAUUAAGAAAGGUGAGUAGAUUGUAUCCUGAGAAGUAUGGGUAUACAGAACAGGUUGCAGAACACCUGGAGAAGGUUGCAAACCUUGCCGUUAGAUCAGUUGGAACCCUGGCAGGGAACCUAGAGCUCAAACGGAGACAUAGAUCCUUCCCGUCGGACGUUUUUACUCUUCUAGAGACAGUGGGAGCAAGUAUUGAGGUUGUAUCACCAACCUCCAAGGUUUCGUGCUCUCCAUCUGAGUAUCUGGAAAUCCAACAGUCCAAACAGGUUAUUGUGAAAAUACGGUUUCCUGCUCUCUCAGAGAAAUGUCAUUUUCAGUCCUACAAGAUCAGCUCUCGAAAGGUUAAUGCACAUGCGUAUAUUUCUGCAGGAUUCCUUGCAAAAACUGAACCUGGAACCUUUAUGCUGCUUGAUAAACCUAAUCUCGUGUUUACCGGAGUAUCCGGAGAUUUAAUCCGAGCAGUAGAAACAGAGAAACUCCUGGAGAACCAGGAUUUGUCUGAUCAGGCUGUUCUAGAUUCAGCUCUCAAAUCUCUGGGUUCAGAGAUAACUCCGGAUCCUGAUCCCAGAAGUUCGGAUCCAGCUUUUAGAGUUGGUUUAGUUCAGGCUUUAUUCUACAGGUUCGUUCUGAAUCUUCUGGGCGACAAGGUUCCAUCCAACCUGAGAUCAGGCGUUCAACCUCUUCAGAGAGGAGUUAGUCACGGUGUUCAGGAGUUUGAAACUGAUCCCUCUCUUUAUCCGAUAAAUAAACCGGUUCAGAAACUGGAGGCAGAAUCUCAGUGCUCAGGAGAAGCUGAAUAUACUGGAGACAAACCAGUUUUCCACAACCAACUCUACGCAGCAUUUGUUCUAUCUACACAGGCAAACUGUGACUUAGAAAGCGUAGAUCCCUCUGCUGCUCUGGAUCUACCUGGAGUUGUUGGGUUUAUGAGCCAGGAAGAUAUCUCAGGAGACAAUAAUUUCUCCCAAACCAAACCCUGGAAGGAAGAGAUAUUUGCAACUAAAAAAGUUCUGUACGCAGGACAAGCUGUAGGAUUACUAGUUGCAGAGAAUGAAGAGGUUGCAAGAAAAGCUUCCAAGUUGGUCAAGAUAUCGUACACAAAUAUCCAGGAACCAGUUCUCACUUUACAGGAGGCAAUCAAGCACCCUGAGAAAAUAGAACCUACCGGAGAUCCUAUAGUAGAAGGGGAUGUGGAGAAGGAGCUGAAAGGUUCUGUUAAGACUGUGUCUGGAGAAUUUGAGAUUGGAUCCCAGUAUCCCUUCCAUCUGGAGACUCAGAUCUGCAUAUCUGUUCCUAAAGAGGACGGGUUCGAUAUCUACUGUUCAACCCAGGACAUUGACAAGGUUCAGACUACAGUUGCAUCUGUACUAGGAGUUCAGCUCAAGGAUAUAAAUAUCAGUGUCAAGAGGUUAGGAGGAGCUUUUGGAGCCAAGAUUAGUAGACCUAAUCAGAUAGCUGCUGCCUGUGCACUUGCGUCCAAGAAGUUUAAUAGGCCGGUCAAACUCCAGCUGGACUUGAAGACAAACAUGGAGAUGAUAGGGAAACGGCUGCCCUUCCUCGCUAGGUACAAGGUUGGAGUAGAUGACUCUGGAACCCUGACAGGGGUUCAGAUUAAUAUCUUUUGUGACUCUGGAUCCUCGCACAAUGAAUUUACAGCUGACGCAGCAGUUUUCUUUGCAAAACUCUGUUAUCAAGCAAAGGCCUGGAAUCUGGUUCCACAAAGUGCACUCACCAAUACUCCCUCAAAUACUUACAUCCGGGCUCCAGGAACUACUCAGGGUCACGCUAUCAUGGAGAAUAUCAUGGAACACCUGGCAGCUGAGACAGGGACGGAUCCAUUGGAACUCCGACUCCACAAUAUACCUGAGGAUCCAAGCUAUGAUUCAUUACGAGAAAUUAUCAAGAAACUUCGAGAAUCCUCCGAAUAUGACCUGAAAAAACAACAAGUUUUGGAUUUCAAUCAGAAUAAUCGAUGGAAGAAGAAAGGACUCUCCUUGGUUCCUAUAAACUACCGCCACGACUACUAUGGAUCAAGAUUCAACGUUCUUAUCUCCGUGUAUAGGAGGGACGGAUCAGUUGCAGUAUCUCAUGGUGGGAUAGAGAUGGGACAAGGAAUUAAUACCAAGGUUUGCCAGGUGGUUGCGAAGGAGCUAGGUAUAUCGAUGGAGAUGGUUUCAAUUAAACCAACGGAUUCCUUUACAAACCCGAACGCUUCUCUGACAGGAGGAAGUAUGGGCUCCGAGUGCAAUUGCUCGGCUGCUCUGAUAGCCUGCCAGAAACUAAAGGAGCAGAUGAAACCUAUAGCGGAGAAGUUAAAGAAUCCAACCUGGCUAGAGCUCGUUACUGAAUGUUACAAUCAAGGAGUGGAUCUUAGCGCUAGACAUAUGGGACACUCGAGCAAGGACGGUCUAAUUGGAUACAACAUUUGGGCAGCUGUUUUAACUCAAGUUGAGGUGGAUGUGUUGACCGGAGAGAUGAAUAUAGAAAGUUGUAAUCUUAUAGAGGAUACAGGAACAUCAAUAUCUCCUGAUGUUGAUGUAGGACAAGUAGAAGGAGGACUUAUAAUGGGCCUAGGACUCUGGACCUCGGAGCAGAUUCGGUAUGAUAAAAAGACAGGACGGUUGCUGGAUAACUCCAGCUGGGAAUACAAAGUGCCAAGUGCUAUGGAUAUCCCGGAGAAGAUGAGGAUUGAGUUCUAUAACUCCGGACACAAUCCUGGUGGCGUUCUUGGUUCUAAAGCAACAGGAGAGCCGAGUGUUCUUGCUGGAGUCUCCGUCCUUACAGCCCUUCGCCAAGCAAUCCGUUCAGCCAGACAGGAUUCGAACCUACCAACUUGGUUCCAGUUCAAUGGACCUGCUACAGUUGAAGCUAUAAAACUAGGAUGCUCUGUAGAUGUAAAGAACAUGAAGCUACAGUAAUCAUCAAUCAAUCAUACUUUUAUUCUUCUUAAAAGUAUAAAAAAAAAACAUUUUUAUGUUAUUUGUAAACUGUUCCG